This is a messenger RNA of Aethalodelphis obliquidens (Pacific white-sided dolphin), 5120 nucleotides long. RefSeq names its product S-adenosyl-L-methionine-dependent tRNA 4-demethylwyosine synthase. Lineage: Eukaryota; Metazoa; Chordata; Mammalia; Artiodactyla; Delphinidae. Gene Ontology annotation, biological process: wybutosine biosynthetic process. The record is from RefSeq and is a predicted model, not a curated record. Bases 836 to 3028 code for a protein of 730 amino acids. The transcript has 16 exons. Gene Ontology annotation, molecular function: catalytic activity; 4 iron, 4 sulfur cluster binding; FMN binding.
UGACGUAAUUUUCUUUCCGGAAUGAACGAAAGAGCUCUGAUUGGUUGGUGGAGCUAAUGUUUGGUGACCGGGUGGAAACUCAGUGCCGGGCACCUCACAGUUCCGCGGAGUUCCGGGCCACGCCCACAUUACCCUUUCGUUAUAGAAAAGUUUUAACACAAAAAACGUAGAGAAAAAAGUGUAAUGAACUGCCAUGUACCCAUCACCCUGCUUCAACAAUUAUCAACAUUUUGCCGUUCUUGUUUCAUUUUCCCUCUUUUUUUUUUGUUGGAGUAUUUUAAAGCAAAUCAUCAUAAAGUUUUAGCUUUAAAUACUUCAGUCUAAACUCCUAACAAAUACACCCAACGAGAUUAACCAUAAUUCCUUAAUAGCGUCUCAUUGCUAGUCCAUAAUCAAAUUUCCCCUAAAUAAUGCCUUUUUACAGUCGGUGUGUUUCAAAUGAGAUUCAAACAGGCUCACAUAUUGCAUUCGGUUGGCGAUGCCCUUAGUUUCUUAACGCCGACUUUCCCUCCCCCACCCCUCCUUUUUUUGCCUGCUUCUCUCCAGAUUCGCCCCUAACUCUCAAGCGCGGAUUCCUGAGCCGCAGGCAGCACUCCCGCUUCCUCGCCGGGAGCUCUGGGCGGUGCUUUUCUCUGGGCCCGCCCCCUUCCGCCUCUGAGCCAAUCCGGACAGGUCUGCGAGUGGCAUGGCUGCCCCCAGGUCCUCCGACUGUGGGCGCCCAGCUAAUGCUGUGAGGUAUUUCUGGUGGUCUCCCAGUAUCCACGCCGGACAAUAAGUUUUUUAGGUCCGCAGUCCUGGUGUCUUGUCGGGCCGCAGGGCUCGGGCUCUGAGGAGAAUGGAUCCUUCUUUGGAUAUGUGGGACUUCUCAUCUUUAAUAUCGUUAUGGAUAAACAGGUUUUACAUAUAUUUGGGCUUUGCCUUUGGCUUUAGCCUUUGGAUUUGUUUCCAGAUUGUCAUCAGAAAGCAGAACAAAAACUCACAGGAGAAAACCGUUCCGAAAGCAUCUCAGGAUUUGAUGACAAAUGGCUAUAUCUCUCUUCAAAAGAAGGAAGUCUUUGUGUCUGGAGUGAAGAUUUUCUAUGGUUCUCAGACUGGCACAGCAAAGGGAUUUGCGACAGUUCUUGCCGAAGCAGUUAGCUCCCUUGGUCUGCCUGUGGCACUUAUUAAUCUGAAGGAAUAUGACCCAGAUGACCAUCUAGUAGAAGAGGUUACCAGUAAAAAUGUCUCUGCCUUCCUGGUUGCUACCUACACUGACGGUCGGCCGACUGAGAGCGCAGAGUGGUUCUGCAGGUGGCUAGAGGAAGCAGCCAAUGACUUUCGAUUUGGCAAAACGUACCUGAAGGGUGUGAGAUACGCAGUGUUUGGCCUGGGAAAUUCUGCAUACGUGAGCCACUUCAACAAGGUGGGGAAGGACGUGGACAAGUGGCUCUGGAUGCUCGGCGCCCAUCGCGUGAUGUCCCGAGGGGAGGGUGACUGCAACGUGGUUAAAAGCAAACACGGCAGCAUUGAGGCCGACUUCACAGCGUGGAAGGCUAGGUUCAUCUCCCGGCUACAGGCGCUCUGUAAAGGAGAGAGAAAACCCUGUGGUGGCAACUGCAAGAAAGGCAAGUGCGAGUCUAAUCAGCACGGCUCAGAGGCAAUGGAGCCAGGGUCUCACGCUCAAGAGGGAUUCCAUCAGAGAGACACUGAGCAGGAAGAGCCCUUUGGGAGCACCAGUGAGGAAGAGUCUGGUACUGAGGACCAUCAGAGUCUAAAAUCUGUCAUUGAUGUUGAAGACCUCGGCAAGAUUAUGGAUCGUAUGAAGAAAGAAAAGAGAGAAAAGGAGCGGCAGGAAGGGGAAACUAGUUUGAUCAGGAGCACAGUGAAGAAUGAAGCCAGUGAAAGAAGAGCUAUGAUAACUCCUGCUCUCCGAGAAGCCCUUACUAAACAAGGUUAUCAGUUGAUUGGGAGCCACUCUGGGGUGAAGCUUUGCAGGUGGACAAAGUCCAUGCUCCGAGGGAGAGGAGGUUGCUAUAAACAUACGUUCUAUGGCAUUGAAAGCCAUCGUUGCAUGGAAACUACCCCGAGCUUGGCGUGUGCAAAUAAAUGUGUCUUCUGUUGGCGGCACCACACCAAUCCAGUGGGUACUGAAUGGCGGUGGAAGAUGGACCAGCCUGAAAUGAUCUUAAAGGAAGCCAUUGAAAACCAUCAGAACGUGAUGAAGCAGUUUAGAGGAGUGCCAGGUGUCAGAGAGGAACGCUUUGAGGAAGGAAUGACAGUAAAGCACUGUGCAUUAUCCCUUGUGGGAGAACCCAUCAUGUACCCAGAAAUCAACAGGUUUUUGAAGCUACUCCACGAGCGAAAAAUCUCCAGUUUCCUGGUCACAAAUGCACAGUUCCCUGCGGAAAUCAGGAACCUCAAACCAGUUACCCAGCUAUACGUCAGUGUGGACGCCAGCACCAAAGAGAGCCUGAAGAAAAUUGACCGCCCGCUCUUCAAGGAUUUCUGGCAAAGAUUCCUCGACAGUUUAAAAGCCUUGGCUGCAAAGCAACAACGUACUGUCUAUAGGCUGACUCUGGUGAAAGCAUGGAACGUGGAUGAACUCCAGGCCUAUGCCAAGCUGGUGUCCCUGGGGAACCCUGACUUCAUCGAGGUGAAGGGUGUUACCUACUGUGGAGAGAGUUCGGCAAGCAGUCUUACCAUGGCCAACGUGCCCUGGCACGAAGAAGUGGUGCGCUUUGUCUGUGAGUUGGUGGAUCUGAUCCCCGACUAUGAAAUUGCUUGUGAACACGAACAUUCCAACUGCCUCCUGAUAGCUCACAAGAAGUUUAAGAUUGGCAGAGAAUGGUGGACGUGGAUUGAUUACAGCCGCUUCCAGGAGCUCAUCCAGGAAUAUGAAGACAGUGGUGGAUCCAGAACUUUCAGUGCCAAGGAUUACAUGGCCAGAACUCCUCACUGGGCGUUAUUUGGUGCCAGCGAAAGAGGCUUUGAUCCCAAGGACACAAGAUAUCAGAGAAAGAACAAAUCAAAGGAUAUAUCUGGAUGUUGAGAUUAUCUGAAUUUAGGAUACCGAAGGACACAAACUGAUUGCCCCAGAAGGUUCUCAGACUCCACUGUGAUUUUUCCAAGGACAAAUUAUAUUUCACAUAGAGAAGGGUGUAAGGGGACGCAAGUCACAUCCUUAGGCUCAGGAGACAGCAGCCACGCUUUGAGUGCCUGGGACUCAGCCUCACUGUCUCUUUCCAGAACUCAGUCCCUUUUCUGAGUUUACUUCUGAAAGAAAAUCAUUUUGAGGGGGAAGUACACAACCUUUAUUAGUUUUGAAUUAUAAUUAGGAAGACUGCCUAGAAUGCCAACCAUGGGAGUGUCGUGCAGAGUGAAUUUCUGUUCCUUUUCCCCUGUCAUGGGCUGUUGGCCUUUGUCAGUUGUACUACCCUGAGGUCAGUGUAUCUGCUUCCUCUGAGAUCUUCAUCCCUUUCUUACAUCUUAAGAUAACACUUCCUGAAAGUAAUUUGUCAUAAUUCUCAGUUUUUUUAUUUUUUCUCAAUUAUUUUAAAUACUACAUAGAUUUCUUUAAAUAUUCAUUUAGUACCAACUCUUUAGAAACUGAUUUGGAUCUAAAACUGUACUAGAUCUCAUUCCAUUCCCAUGCAGAUUGCCAUAGAAAGUAGUAUGUGAGCUGGAUUAGAGCAAAAUCUCUCUUCUGUAAGAGGAACUGUCAUAUGAUGUCACUGAAUAAUUAGUCUCACAAAUUAGUCUCACAAAUUAGUGAAACAAUGCAUACAAUUUGGUUUUGGUUUGAAAAGUAAGUGUUUAAGCCUCUCAUCACUACACAUAUAGCAGGUUUCCAUCUUCUUUCACUCUUGUAGCCCUAGCUACUUUCUGCAAUCUGUUCUUUAAGUUUCAAGUUCUUUCCUAGUUGAAAACAUCACUAAAUACUCAGUAGUUUUUAAGAAGUAUUAUAGUUAUUUAAAAAAUGCCUUUAUCCUAAAAUUUUAGUAAAAUAUCUUUUGUGAAGACUUGGACCACACAUUUUCUUUUGAGCGCUUAUUUUAAAGAUGCUUCUAGUCCCGUGGUUCUAAGCCCUGUCAGACCCAUCUCCUCCUCAUAUUCCUCCUCUAUUCUCUGCUGAAGUAAAGUUCAUAAUAAUAUAAUCUACUUACUCAUUUAGUUGAAAACUGGGCACUCUAUUUAUUUCUAAGUGAUAGAGUCUCUCUCUGCCAUAGGAUGAAAUCAGAUGUUCUUGAAGUCACCACAUCUUCAAGCAUGCGUUCAGUCUCCUGUUGACCCCUGAGACAGACAAGAGAUGGGAGUGGUCCAGGCCAGUGAGGCAGGAGCUCACUGAAGCUCAGAUGUGUUAAUGGUCGUUGAGUAGAGAUGGAAAAUCUCUAUUCAAACCUUAAAUGAGAGCAGAGUAUUAAAAAGCAAGAGCUCAUGCUAAGGAGCGCACAGAUGGGCUCCUGUUUGUGACAGCUAACUGGGCACACAGCUGUAGGAAGACCCCUCUGGGGCUGCCGUAAGGAGCAGGGCAGGCGGCAGUGCAUGCUGGGCUUUGGACCGUCCCUCAACCUCUUUUUCAACCGGGCACCGCUGCCUUUAUUUUUUUAUGCAUUGAGGUUCUGCUCAAGAUUUAAUUUGAACGAAGAUAUUCUGUUGCUUCAAAGAAAAAAAAACAAAAGCAAACCUCUCACCACCAGAAUGAGCCCUCCUGACUCCAUUAACUCUAGGCACAUAAAUGAGCAGUUUUUCCUCCCUCUGCCACCCAGGAAGUGUUUGCUUUAUAUUAAAAAAAAAAAUAACAUGGUAUAUUAAUCUCAGUUCACAGUCACAGCAGAAAAUUUUAAAUGCCUAGGGGAAAAAAAUACAGUGGAAUCUGGAUGAAAAAAAUUAAAUGUUUGCUGAGCAGUAUUAAAGUAGAAGAGAUGGGGAAGCUUGAAUAUUCUUAGAAGGUGAGCUAUUUGAAAAAUAGCAUUCUAGAUGUCCAGUGGAAGUUAUUGUUGGAGUUUGAGCAAGCGAUUCUAAAAUUCUGCCGAAAAGCUAGCCAGGUAAGAAUAGUUACAAGAUUCUAGAAAAAUAAUUAUUCAAGGAAAAUUGCUUUACAAGAUAUUAAAGAAUGUUGUCUAAAAUAAUUCAAACAACAU